GGCACCGCUAAUGGCUAUGGCCACCCUGUACUCGUUCUGACAGGUCAUUUUCUCAUCUUAAACACCUUUACGCAUACUUCUUCCCUUGUAGGGCCUGAAAGCUAUGUAGAUCUUUCAUUUUAACAGCCCCUCUUAAAAUUUUUUCUCCUUCUUCUUCCUCUCCUGAUCUAAUUUGAAGAAAUAGAAAAGUUACCUUUUGGGAAUUGUAAUUUAGCCUUCCUCUUGUCUUGCCUACCACUUGCACCACUCGAUUCGUACAAAGCUCUCAGAGUAUAAGGUGGGGAGGAGUUGAAUUAUUAUUUGUUGCUUAAUUAGCUAGUUUAUGGCAAUAGCAGCAGCAGCAACCAUGAGCAACGGCCCCCACGAUAAUAGCAAUAACGUCAACGACAACAACAACAGCAGCAGCAGCAAGGAUGACCACGAACACGACAUGGUCAUGCCUGGUUUUCGUUUCCACCCAACGGAGGAAGAACUUGUAGAGUUUUACCUUCGCCGUAAGGUAGAGGGCAAACGCUUCAAUGUUGAACUCAUAACUUUUCUCGAUCUAUAUAGCUAUGACCCUUGGGAGCUUCCUGCCUUGGCAGCAAUUGGAGAGAAGGAAUGGUUCUUCUACGUGCCUAGAGACCGAAAGUACAGAAACGGGGAUCGACCAAAUCGUGUUACUACUUCUGGCUACUGGAAGGCAACGGGAGCUGACCGCAUGAUUCGGUCAGAGAACUCUCGAACAAUUGGCCUCAAGAAAACCCUAGUCUUCUACUCCGGAAAAGCUCCUAAAGGCAUCCGAACCAGUUGGGUUAUGAAUGAGUAUCGCUUGCCUCACCACGAAACUGAACGCAACCAAAAGGCUGAAACAUCGCUUUGCCGGGUGUACAAGAGAGCUGGAGUGGAAGAUCACCCCUCACUCCCCCGUUUUCUUCCAACGGCCUCAAUGAGGGGACAGCUGUCAGGAAAGAGAUAUCCCCAGGAUGUAGCUCAACAAGCCAUGGAAAGGUUUCAAGCUUUUGGAGUUGGAGGAAAUUCAAACCAAAUGGAGAUUGGAACGAUAAGUGAGACUGAUGGAGGCAGUAGUAAUACUUCUGAUGUUACAACAGCUCUCGGACUUUCCAAGCAGAAUGUGUACCAUCCAAUGGCUCCUAUAAGCACAACACUUGGGUUGCCAUCUGGAAUGGAAGAGGAAGGAAUGUUCUUAAAUCAGUCUAAGCAAGGCAGCUCUUUAGUCCCCAAUUGCACAAUUCUCUUUCCAGUAGGCUCGUCUUCUGUUUCGUCAAAUGUUUCCGACGAUCUCCACAGGCUAGUAAGCUACCAACAAGCUACAAUGAAUCAGCAGCAAUACUAUAGUACCGAUCAUCAUCAUCAUCAACAACAACAGCAACAACAGUCCGAGUUUUCUACGUUGCCCCCACAAUCACAUCAGCUUUCUAUCAACGUGCUACCCAGCUCACUUCCAACAGCCUUCUCGGACCGGUUGUGGGACUGGAACCCAAUCCCAGAAGCAAAUGGGGAGUACAACAAUCCUUUCAAGUAGGCGGUGUAGUACUGCAUAUACCAUACGAUAUAGAUAUAUAUACUAUAUUGCUACUGAUUUGGGUCUUUCUCUGCUUUUAUGUUCACUAUCUCACUAGCUUUCGCAUUCAAAUAUAACUCAUAUCGAUCAAUGGUAGUCUGUUACUCUAUUAGGGUUUUGGGUUUUUGUGAGCUUAUUUGAUUCCUUGAGCAUUAGCUAGAAAGGGUAAAUAGUGCAGCCUGAGGCUCCAACCUAAGGAAGGAAUUAAUAUAUAUUGUUAUUCCAGUGGUCAUAUUUUCUUAUGAUCAAACUACAUAUUUUCUUUAAUCUUCAAAACUGUACGGUCGUGGGCUGAAAUGGAGUUUUGACUUACUCUAGACAAGAGAAUGAUGAUGGCAUAUA
Messenger RNA from Durio zibethinus, 1906 nucleotides. RefSeq lists its product as uncharacterized. NCBI's taxonomy places the organism in Eukaryota, Viridiplantae, Streptophyta, Magnoliopsida, Malvales, Malvaceae. Gene Ontology annotation, biological process: regulation of DNA-templated transcription. Gene Ontology annotation, molecular function: DNA binding. The record is from RefSeq and is a predicted model, not a curated record.